Messenger RNA from Aspergillus uvarum CBS 121591, 1024 nucleotides. Its product is annotated as low-affinity Cu transporter. Gene Ontology annotation, molecular function: copper ion transmembrane transporter activity. Gene Ontology annotation, biological process: copper ion transmembrane transport. Bases 124 to 531 code for a protein of 135 amino acids. NCBI's taxonomy places the organism in Eukaryota, Fungi, Ascomycota, Eurotiomycetes, Eurotiales, Aspergillaceae. Gene Ontology annotation, cellular component: membrane. The transcript has 3 exons. The record is from RefSeq and is a predicted model, not a curated record.
AUGAAUGUAAGUUGAAGAAUCACAUUUGUUCUUCUCUCGUCUUCCACCGUUUCUUAAAUGACCCGGCGAUAUAAUUGCUUUUUCUCCGCCCUGCCCUAAGACAACCCUGCUAACGCUCCCUAGAUGCUCUUCACCUGGUCUACAAAGAAUCUCUGCAUCGUCUUUCCGCAAUGGCGGGUCACCGGCACCUUGUCUCUACUAAUCUCACUUCUACUCAUCGUGCUUUUGACCGCCGGCUAUGAGGGCGUCCGUCAGCUUACAAGGCGUUUCGAGGUGGCACAUGCGAAGAGGCUCAGCGCAUACACGACCGCCGCAGUCGGAGGUAGGGAUAGCCGAAAGUCCGUCGAGCAGCGAGGAAAGAUUACCAUGGCGUCAUUGUAUGCUGUGCAGGUCUUCUAUAGCUUUUUCAUUAUGUUGCUUUUCAUGACCUAUAAUGGCUUUGUUAUGCUAGCUGUCGCCGUCGGUGCCUUUGUAGGGUAUCUGGCGUUCGGAGACGACACCUCCGCUAGCAAGACGGUUGCGUGUCACUAGGUGGCCACGCAAGCUGGGUAGCUUGGUUUCCGGGAAGCUCUCUCGAGAUAUAUUGAGGGAUGAGUGUCGCCAGGCUGCAUGAUUCAGGCAAUGGUGGCUCAGCAUAGUCGUUUUCAGACUGCUGCAAUUGUCGUUGGUUGCUGUUUCGGGUAAAAUGGACUCAAGGGACCUCAAUGUCACUGUCAUCACCACCAAAGCCAAAGCUGAACCCACCACCUUCGUUGGCAUCAGCCCCUUCCUGGUCUGCGUUUCCAUGAACAAUCUCAUCCCAUUUUCUUUUUUUGCCUUCUGUCUUCUUCCUCAGCUCCUCCUGCGCUUGCUUCAGCAGGUCUGGAUGCUGUUCUUGCAUUUUAGCCAAGAAACUGUCGUAGGGAUUCUGCACGUCUUUUCUAAAUCCAGAAACCUGAUCUGCCUUGUUAGAAAGAAAAUCGAGGGCAGCGCUCAGGUGCGCGCGGGGAAUAAAGUUUUGCGUGAUGGCAAUAGAUGGCUCAAU